AUGCCACGAUUAAACAUCUUCUUUUACUCUGUUCAGAAUAUCGGCGCGUGGCCGUCAGGAAAGCAUGAACUAACUGAUUGUUACGUUCAGUCACAUGAAACCCUCUCCGAAAAUACCAAUGAACUCUUUUGGACAAAAUCUUUUCUACAAACUAGUCCAUACGACGAUCAACGAUAUCGUCAAAUUGCUUCUAAUGCAUGUCAACGCAUUAUUCGUAUGUUUUUUCGUACCACAGAUAAACCGAGCAAUUUCUCAUCAUUCUAUCUAGAAGAAGAAUCUAAAGCACAUUCCUCCCAAUCGACUUCAAAUCGUCCACCGAGUACGAUAGCGAUUAGUUUAAGUGAAACAAGUACGCGACAAACGACUCAUUCCACAUCACAAGCAACCACUCUGCCGACUACAUUGAAGAAACAGUCUUCGCAUACGCGUUUUUCAUGUUAUUUGAAAUCUCAUUCGAAACAAACCAGAAAGACACACUGUCGAACUAUAAUACCAAAAAAUAAUAAUCACUACCAAGCGAAAACGAAAUCUUUAGUCCCAAAGCAAAACGCGACCAAACUAACGACUCAAUGCCGAGAGAGAAUGUGUUCAAAAUGUUUGAAUCUUAUUCGCAAAAGUUCAACCUGUAUAUCGUCGAGUGUUCUCUGUCAACCAUGUUUAGAUAUAGUUCGAAAUUCGAACAAUAUGAUCUCCAUAAAACGACUUGCUUUGAAUAAAACCGAAGAAAAUGAGUUACGUCAUAUAAUUGAAAUUGUCAUCGAAGAAUUUCAAAAUUAUUUUGGUCAAGCCUUGACUUUGUCCAUCAAACAAAUGACCCAACAUCUUCUAUCCAACGUUAAUCUAUUCUACAAUCACUAUCGACAAGAAUUCGAACAACUGACAAAAAAGUAUCGCCUAGCGUUUCUCGAACGCUUCAUUCAAUUGAUGAAUAAGUUGAAUAGCAAGAAUAUCAAACAAACGAUGAAAUCAUCGUUAUCUGAACGCGCUUCCAUUACUCGUCCACCGAAUAUCGUGUCAAUGUCUUCAUUAAGUGGUUCGUUAGGAACAGAAAAAGAUCGAUGUGAAACUAUCACACAAUUAAUCUCGCCAUCAAAUUCGAUGUCUAUCUCAACUACAUCAAAUCGAUCGAUUGUUAUCAACGAAAAAGUCAAUCUGAACAGCAACCGAAAAUGUUCCACACUCCAGAACAGUUCUUCGAAAAAAACGUUCACCACAACUCGAAGUAAUCCUAAACCAUUAUCAAACAAAGUCCGAAAACACCUACCACCGCCGCCGUCCUCCUCAUCCUCAUCUACUUUUCAACUAAUCGACGCUUAUCGCUUCCGCGAAACAUUACGAGCAAGCAAUGCUCAAUUUCGCGCCCUACGUCCAAAACUUCAAUAA
Messenger RNA from Adineta ricciae, 1383 nucleotides. The record is from the annotation of a GenBank genome assembly. Lineage: Eukaryota; Metazoa; Rotifera; Eurotatoria; Adinetida; Adinetidae.